CCGAUGUCGAUGGUCGUGUAUAACCUUCGUUGACAACUGUUUGUCAACAAGAUGACAUUAAUCGAAUAUAGUUGCUAAGCGUUUAAUUGCAGCAUUUUGACAGAUAAUCAUUGAGCUUUCUAAAAAAAUCAAUCAGCUGUGAAAUUUACACAUAUCGUUACAAAAUAUCUAUGAAAUUUUGAUACUAUGUUAAAUAAGUGUAAUAUAUGAUUACACUAUCUGUCAGAAAAAUUUAGCAUCAAUUGAAACCUUGUGUAGUUCUGUAUAAAUUACGAAAGAAAAAUGUUGAAUCGUUUUAAAUCAGUAUUAAUGAGUGCUGUAGGCGCAAGUGAGCUAGGCCUACAGUACCCUAAUGAUUCGGAUAAUGAUAUGAUGACAGAUUACAUUAACUCUAAUUAUGUCAUGGAAGUAGAAAACAAACCUUAUAGCCGUCCAAGUUUUCUAGGGUUGACAGCUGAAGAGACACAGGUGAGCGCAGAUCACAGAGUAAGGCCUAUAAUAGUUCCUAGAGAUCUUAGUCGUUUGCCAUGGUGCGCUGGCUAUGCAGAAUGUAUAAAUGCUGGAAAGAGUACUUGGAAUGAGGACCAAGCUUCUGCAACACGUGGAGAUCUAAAAUUGUCGGAUGUUAAUGUCACACUGCCUUAUGUCAUGUUUUCAAUGUUUGAUGGUCAUGCAGGGUAUCAAGUUGCUCUUACAGCAAGAUUACAGCUACAUAGAAUAAUUCUUGAAAGAUUAUUGGCUAUACCAGCUAAUAUGCUAUUGAAUGAAGAUGAAAACGAGUUGAUAAAGGGCAGAGACCUAGUUACAGGUGCUAUAGAAUUAGCAUAUAGACAAAUGGAUCAAAUGGUAGAGGUACAAGCUCAAAAUGGUGGUGGUGGUUGUACAGCUAUUACAAUUCUAUUUCUUAAUGGAAGGCUGUAUGCAGCAGGAGCUGGUGAUUCCAGGGCUGUGUUAGUUUUGGGAGAGGAACAACGUGCUCUCACCAGAGAUCAUACUCCAGAUUCCGAAUCAAAUCGCGUUAGAGCUUUAGGUUUUCUCAGACACAAUGAGUUGCUUAAAGGUCAUUUUACUCCACUAGAAUUUAAAAAGAGACCAUUACAAAAAGAAUUGGGAUCUAUGGUUUUGUACCGAGAGCCUUUUAUGACAGGUUGGGCAUAUAAAACCUUAACGCACCCAGACUUAAAGUUACCGCUUAUUUCAGGACAUGGAAAGAGGAGCAGAGUAAUGGGAACAAUAGGCGUGACUAGAGGUUUUGGAGACCAUGGUUUAAAAGCGGCGAAUACUGGGGUUAAUAUUAAACCAUUUUUAUCAUCACAACCUGAAGUGCAGUCUCUGGAUUUGGACAGUUGCAAUCUUACUGAAAGAGAUUGCAUUAUUGUCGCUACGGAUGGGCUCUGGGAUGUAGUAUCGGACAAAACAGCGGCAGCAAUACUUAGAAAGACACUAGCACCUGAUACUCCAUCAUUAGAAUAUAGACUGACAAUGGGUGCUCAAGAAUUAGUGCAAGCGGCGAGAGGUCGCUUAAUCGGCAGAGUUUGGAUGGGAAAACCCGAGAAUCCUAACGAAACAGAUGAAAAAUCCUCACCUAUAGCAUCGGUGGACGAUAUUAGUGUGUUAGUAGUACCUUUAUAUCCUUAUUUAUGCGAACAUAAACAGUGGCUAAAAACGACACAGCAAGAACGAAAAUAUGCUGCUGAUUCCCUAACGACAAUAUGUUUUGAUUAUCCUGUAUCUAACAGAUCAGCUGAUAAUCCUGCAUAAUGAAUCAUUACAAUUAUCCAAUCAGAUCUGAUUUCAUCUAAUUUACAAUAUGAAAUAAGAAAACGACGUUAUUAUUAUCCAAUGUGCAGCAUUACUAUAAUAACUCAUCACAAAUUCCUAAUUGUUUAUUUAGCUCUAGAAUAAUUAGCAAUAUUUAGGUGCACAACAGUGCUGCAUAUAUAUUUCAUAGUUUCUCUUUCUGAAAUUUUAAAUUGCAUACUGCCACUGUAUUUUAACUACAAAAAAUGGCUAUGUUCUUAUUUAAACAAACAUUCCACUAUAUUAUAUUUUACAUAACAUAAAAUAUGUAUAAUAUUUUGAGGCCGUUGAUACGAGCGUAUAUAAACAUCUCAUAUAUAAGCACCAAUUUCUAGACUGUCAUUUAUUAUGUAAUUAAUAUAUAGACUAUAGGCAGUGUAACAUAUUAACAAAAUAUCGAAAUAUUUUUUAUAUUGCUUUUGAGGCAAAUAUGUGUUACCAUUCGACAUUUUAGAUGCUUUAUGAUGUCUUAUCUACUCAUUAUUAUGUUAAAAAUAUUAACCCUGGUUGCUCAAACACACAGUAUGUAUAUAUAAUAUAUAUGCUGAAAGAAUAUGUUGAGAACUUUGAAGAGAAGGCAAGUAAAAUUUUAAGUAUAUAAUAAAUUAAGACUUCUUUUGUUAACAUUAUUCAUGUUGAUUAAUUAUAAUGAAUUUUAAUUUUAUUAUUAGCAAUAAUUUUGCGAAUAUGUAUAAUGUUAGCAUAAUGCAGCCAAAGGGUUAACACAUAAUUGUAAGUAUGACAUAAAUGAUCAAUGUGUAUGUAUGUGUAAGAAAUUGUAUAUAAAUAGAGAAAAAGCAUUACUCUAUCUUAUUUGCAAUGUAUAACUAUGAUAAUAAGCAGAAUUUAUGAGAUUAUAUUAUGUAGCCUAUAUAGUUAGAAUAAUUCUUGUAGUUAUAAUAUUAA
This is a messenger RNA of Camponotus floridanus (Florida carpenter ant), 2706 nucleotides long. RefSeq names its product protein phosphatase 1H. Gene Ontology annotation, biological process: protein dephosphorylation. NCBI's taxonomy places the organism in Eukaryota, Metazoa, Arthropoda, Insecta, Hymenoptera, Formicidae. The coding region runs from base 283 to 1761 and encodes 492 amino acids. Gene Ontology annotation, molecular function: cation binding; protein serine/threonine phosphatase activity. The record is from RefSeq and is a predicted model, not a curated record. The transcript has 7 exons.